Messenger RNA from Exophiala aquamarina CBS 119918, 621 nucleotides. RefSeq lists its product as uncharacterized. Bases 1 to 621 code for a protein of 206 amino acids. The record is from RefSeq and is a predicted model, not a curated record. Gene Ontology annotation, molecular function: iron ion binding; heme binding; monooxygenase activity. The transcript has 2 exons. Lineage: Eukaryota; Fungi; Ascomycota; Eurotiomycetes; Chaetothyriales; Herpotrichiellaceae.
AUGACCGAUGCGAAAGAGCACAGCAUCAUACGCCGAAUUUUUGCGCAGGACCUUUCCAAAACCUCGAUGACACGGUUUGAGUCACAAAUGAGAAUCAAAGCCAAAAUUGCCAUCUCCAAAAUCAAGAGAGACGCCUCGGCGGGCAAUGCCGAUGUUCUGAAGUGGUUUCCGUUUAUGGCCACCGAUGUCAUGGGCGAACUAAGCUUUGGUUCAUCGUUCAAUAUGCUGGAGCAGGAGACCAAAACGCCUUUUAGGCGAGACUUGGAAACGACGAUGGGGUUUAAUGGUAUACGUGCAGAGCUGAAGCCUCUCGUGGGAAUUGCUCAAUACCUGGCGAUCCGUGCCGUCCAGAACGCCCUCGACAUGAAAACUCGAAUGGCUGCCUACACUAGCGCCGCGAUCGAAGACCACAAGCAACACAUCAUGAUACACAACGACUGGCCAGGGCUGUUCUCAAAGUUCUUGGAUCCGACGAAGAAUCAAGAGUUAUUUAUGUCAGAAGUAGUAGGUGAAGCAGCCAACUUCAUUGUUGCUAGAAACGAUACCACCGCGGUCUCUCUAACAUAUCCGGUCUGGUCGGUCCUUCGCCGCCAGAAUUGUAGAGUCCAACAAGGCUUUUGA